ACCCGCCUAUCAGUGAAACCUAUGAAAAAUUGCCGUCGCUAGCGGGCAAAGUAUCCACCUUUAAAGAUGACUCGUUUGGGAAAGUGAAGCCAGAUUAUCACUGAAGAGUGAUGGAAGGCUUAGGCAUAGCCUAUUUUCUUACACAACUUCUUGGAUUCUUAAUUGUGUUUGGCAACUAUUACGUUGUUUGAAGAUGAAUGCAUUUUUUUAUUUUAUUCUUGAAGACGUUUGAGAAAGACAAUGAAACGGAAAGGUACCUCUGCAUAUAGCAAACCACUGAGGAGCGUCGGUCUGGAAGUGACAGAAAUCAUGAAGCGGAGAAAAUUCGGCAUUUUUAAAAUGAACUCUAUAGGCAGAGAUAUGUCACACUGAAAGGAGAAAAUAUAGGCUAACAUAUGUCUUCUGGCAUGGAGCGCAGCGGUCACUUCAAGCCAACAUCUGCACAUUUCGACCCGGUUUUAAACAGUUCGACCAGCCCCGGCGCUAAUGUGACUUUAAUCCCUAAAACUGACGAAGACGAUACAAGUUUUGCUUUCCAAGUCACGUUGGCGUUAGUUCUCGGCGUUUUAACUCUCGCCACAAUAUUAAGCAAUGCGUUCGUCAUCGCGACUAUUUCCCAAUCGAGGAAGCUCCAGACACCGGCGAACUUCUUGAUCGCGUCCCUGGCGGUCACGGACCUUUUGGUGUCGGUGCUCGUAAUGCCUAUUUGCGCGCUUUACACGGUCACUCGCGAGUGGACGCUCGGGCAGAUUAUUUGCGACAUUUGGCUGUCCUCAGAUAUAACCUGUUGCACCGCGUCUAUUCUUCACCUGUGCGUAAUUGCUUUGGAUCGAUACUGGGCUAUAACGGACGCGGUCGAGUACGCCAAGAAACGUACCCAAGCGCGCGCCGCGGGAAUGGUGGCGACCGCGUGGAUCAUCGCCAUCUCCAUCUCUCUGCCUCCUUUUUUCUGGCGACAGGUGAAGGCAGGGGAACUGACCACCUGCACGGUGAACACAGACCACAUCUUUUACACCGUCUACUCCACAUUUGGGGCUUUCUACAUCCCCACGCUGCUGCUCAUCGCGUUGUACGGGAGGAUAUACGUGGAGGCGCGGAAGCGCAUCUUGAAACAGUCCCCCAAGAAAGCGGGGAAAAGACUCACUUCGGCGCACUUAAUCACGAAUUCACCAGCAUCGGUGGCUUCGACUUCUCCCUUGCAUUGUGGACGGCAAGAUCUUUGCUCUGACACCGGCUCCAUGAACAGUGACAACCAGAUCAGAGUAACUGUAUCCGACUCACUUCUGGAGAAAAAGAGAAUAUCGGCUGCGAGGGAGAGGAAAGCCACUAAAACGCUGGGCAUUAUAUUGGGAGCCUAUAUUGUUUGCUGGCUGCCGUUUUUCAUCUUCGCGCUGCUGGUUCCUCUCUGUCCGUCCUGUGGGUUUUCUCCAGAACUCUUUGACUUUUUCACAUGGCUUGGUUACCUCAACUCAUUGAUCAACCCAAUAAUAUACACCAUGUCGAACGAUGACUUUAAAAAAGCUUUUCACAAACUCAUAAGAUGUUGCAGACGUUAGGACGAUAGAGAUAUGAUAAGUUCAUAUGGGCCUCGUUUGUAGAUGCGUAAGCGGAAUGUUCAUUCAAUGACUUUGGAUUUCGUAAGUGGCAGCUUGUUGUCUAUAAAUAAUAACGCAAAAUUGUGUAAAAAUCAGCAUUGUCUUUAUUUCUUAUCAUAUGUGCAAUUAAACUGAUCUAACAAGGUCAUUGCCUAGAGUCGCUUAUCAUAAAUUUAAUUAAUAAAUUGGGCAAUCCAUUUGCUUGUGUUUAAAUUCAGUUACCUUCUUUCAGUCUUAUGAAUUAUUAAACACCAAUAUUUGCAUCACUCCCAGCAGAGCAUGGCCACCUUAAUUCGGUUUCUAAAAAAGCCCCACUCAAAAAUGAAAUAUAUAAUUAUAAAUAACACAGUAUUGCAUCUGUAUUUUGGUUGCUAUUAUGCUGUCAGUGAUGAUGACGAGAU
Triplophysa rosa is the source of this 1996-nucleotide messenger RNA. RefSeq names its product 5-hydroxytryptamine (serotonin) receptor 1B (gene htr1b). Gene Ontology annotation, biological process: bone remodeling; regulation of behavior; chemical synaptic transmission. The record is from RefSeq and is a predicted model, not a curated record. The transcript has a single exon. Gene Ontology annotation, molecular function: G protein-coupled serotonin receptor activity. The coding region runs from base 396 to 1556 and encodes 386 amino acids. NCBI's taxonomy places the organism in Eukaryota, Metazoa, Chordata, Actinopteri, Cypriniformes, Nemacheilidae. Gene Ontology annotation, cellular component: plasma membrane.